This is a messenger RNA of Cladocopium goreaui, 9306 nucleotides long. Lineage: Eukaryota; Dinophyceae; Suessiales; Symbiodiniaceae. The record is from the annotation of a GenBank genome assembly.
AUGGAGUUGAUCCCAGUUCUUAAGUAUCCAGUGGGUACUCGAGCUACAGUUCUGGUUCACAUAGACCAAUGUAUGGAUGAUCAUUUGUUUGGAACCGAAAUCCCUUUUGGAACUCCAAUUGCCUACCCAAAUGAGGGCGUGAUUGAGGAAGGCACAAUGACACUGUACAAUGUGCGAAGGACCGGAAUGAAGCUUCAUGAUGCUUGGGUCCUGUCUCCUGUUCCUGGCUUUCAACCCCUUAAGCAUAGAUCACCUGUUCCCGCCGAUCUAGGUUUUGUCCAUGAUACCUGCUGUGGCUUGGGCGGUUUUGCCACCGGUUUGGAUUUCUUGCACAAUGCCUGUGGUGUUCCGGGUCAGGUUGUCACUGCUGUUGACCUUUGUCCCUUGGCCAUGUCCGCCUAUUGUCGUAAUCACAAUGCCUUUCCGAUCUCUGGUGAUGUCUGUUCACAAGACACGAUAUUCCAGAUGCAUGCUCAGCAGAUCAAGGUGGGAGCACAACCACUGCUGGUCGGUGGCUUUCCAUGCCAACCACUGUCGCGACAGGGUGCUCAAAAAAGGCAGCUGGACGAACGAAGUCAGGUCCUAAAGGCUUUGCUGAGAGCGGCCUUUUGGCUCCAAGCUUCCGGAGUAUGUUUGGAAUGCGUCCCAGAAGCGAUUACCGAUGUAGGCACACAAGAAGCUUUGGCCGAAUUUGCCCAAUUGAUGAAUUUUUCCAUAAAGGUGCUACACCUCCAGCAUGUCUGGCCUGCACGUCGCUCAAGAUGGUUCGCAGUUCUGGUUCCGAACCUGCCUGGUUUCCAGUUCCCUCCGAUGCCAUGCCUGAGUCCAGCCCCGACCGUAGGAGACCUGAUUCCUUUCAAUUUGUGGCCAGUUUGGAAUGAUUGUGAUGAACAACAAUUGAAAUGGACUGACCUUGAAAGCCAAGUGUACAAGAACCCCAUUUAUGGAAACCCUGAUCGCCGUGUGGACUUGUCACAACCUCUGCCAACUGCCUUGCAUUCCUGGGGAUCUGCCCUGUACAAAUGCCCGUGCGGAUGCCGCCAACAGGGGUUUAGUCCAGGUGUUUUGAGAGCCAAGGGUCUGCGUGGGAUCGAGAUUUUGUCAGGUUUAUGGCCACAUUUAUCCAGACAUAUCCAUCCUAGGGAGCUGCAGUUUCUUCUUGGAUUUCCACCACUGCAGGAGAUUUUGUCGGAUUGCCGAGCACAACUGUGUCUUUAUGGGAAUUCCGUGUCCCCUGUUCAGGUGAUUUGGGUUUUGUCAACUUUGUAUCAAGGUCGGAACUUGUUGCAAGACAAGACUCCAAGCACAUGUCUUUGUGAAUACUUGCGAGCAAUUGUCGUGCAUAGGGACAUCACAUGGCCCAGUCCCUACCCAGGUACAGGCAUUGCAACUUUGGACUUUCAGGAAGGUAGUGUGCCAAUUACUUUUCAUACCAAGCAAACGGUAGGAGAUUUGAUCAAGGCCGAGUCAACCCUGAAUUUUGAUGCCAAAAAGCUUCGACUUUCAUGUCAAGGUUUGGAACUCCCAUCAUGGGCUUUCAUGCAGGAACGUAGGUACCAAGUGGACUUGACGGACUCCGAGGUGGAUUUUUCAGUGUCCCCCGUUCCAGUGUGCUUGGAACACUUGGGAGUCUGCAGGCUGUAUGUCGUUCCUGCCAGCUUCAAUGUUGGAAUGCUCUUGAAUUGGGUAGGUAUCCAGGGUUGCAAAGCGGUAGUCGACAACCAGCAGAAACCAAAGCAUCUCCAAAGUUUUUUCUCCCCUUGGAGUGUACUCACUGUGCAGUCUGAUCCGGACGAUGUGGAUUUUGAACUUUCUUUGAAGCUGGAAGGUUUCGGAUCCGAGCUUUCAUUGAGCGCGUUGGGUUUUUGCUGCACGGAAUCUUGGGGUGGAACCGGUUUGUGGCACGUCGACCAAAUGGUCAAGUCCAACCUUCUUGUUUCAUGGGCAGGUGCUGGUUUCCAUCCAUUGACAGUCUGGCUUCCUUCGUUUGCUGCUGCGGUUGUUGAACUUUGGCCGAGUGCAGUGGAAGAUUCUUUGCGAGCAUGGUUAUUGAAUCCUACCACUUGUUUGUUCGCGAUUGUCUUGGAAUCCUGGGGGUGGAAUCUUUUGAAGAUCACUACAACGACCCAUGAAUCCGUUGUGACUUUCUUUGAACCGGAGUGCCAAGUAUCCGUGUCUGCAGCACAUUUGGCUUUUCGUGCGCAUGCAGCUGGCGGCAGACAGAUCCAAACCGAUCAACAUGUGGUGCCAGGGACUGAGUUUGGUUUUCCAGGUACUCUUGAGAGAAUUUUUGCACUAUUGGACUUUGAAUUGGAUUUGCCUUGCUAUGUUGCGGCCAUCCUGCGACAGCACAGACACAGUGCAAUUUUGGACUUUCCCGAAGAUCCCAAAAGCACUUGUUCACCUACUCUAGAGUACGAAGCUAAUCAGGAACAACUGCCGAAACCUUUGACGCCUCAGACCCCCACAGAAACUGGCAUUGGACUUACUGCCAAGUUUUUACUGGAUUUUUCCAACGCUUGGAUUGUCAACCGCCCUUUGGACUUUCGGGCCGACCAGAUUAAGGUGGUAUGUGUGGGUUCAGAGCAGGAUUUGAAGGUUUUCUGUCACACUCGACCACUCCAUGUGACAUGUGCCCCUAUGUUCAUGUUUGUGUUGAUUGAGCGCCAUUGGACUUUUCUCAGUUGUUCCCUCCAACAAGACAGGCUGGAAUUGACUCUGUACGAUGGUCUUGCACACACCAGCAUACAUCAACUCACUCCGGUGAUCGACAGUUUGAAAACGGCCUGGAAUGUCGUCCGUGUCUCAGUGCAAACCACAUGGAGCAUACCACAGACCAGGCAGGAUUCAUGUGGCACCAUUGCAUUGGCUCACUUUGGACUUUCACUUGGACUUUUGACUCUUGAUCAGGCCAAUCAGUUUGAGUCUUUGCACGACAGUCUUGCGAUCUGUGGGAGCAUCGGCAGUGUUCACAGCCCGAGCGGAUGGGGAGCCGAAGAAAAUGCAGUGAUCAAAUCUCUCGAGCAGAUCCUUCCAGCGCAUGGCGUACCACCGGCUGAGGUGAAGAACAGAGCAUUGGCAGCCAUCAAGAUUUUUGGCAUUCCUGCAAUCACCAGAGCUCUGGGAGCCAAGAACACCUGGAUGUCUUUGAAGCAGUUAGGCAAUUCCAGACCUAAGCCUUUCAUGUGGGUGACACACGAUGAACUUCAGAACCACAUCCGCGAUCGCUCCCACCAUCAGUUUGGAAUUGAAUCUGACAGCAAAAAGGGCAAGCGAAGCAAGGAGUCCAAAAAACUUGCUCAACCAACCCAACUAGAUCCAGGCAGCCUGAUGCUUCCGGCAGGUGUUUUCGCUACCAAUGACGGUACCCCUCUUGCCCAAAUUGGACUUGCAGAAGUGCAGAAGAACGCACGAGGAAUUGCUUUUGGCACCUACCAAGAUGCCCAACCUUUUUUGGCAGAAGGAAAAUCCAUCUCUGCAGAAGGCCUAUCCAUCCUGAUUGUCGGAACAAUUCCUGAUGCUGCACCCCAGGGUCUGCCAUCUCAUGCACUGCGUGUUCCAGCCAUUUACCGAGGUACUAAUGAACCCAUCAUUCUCGAUGUCAUUUCGGUGCAGUUAGGAGACCAAGCAGUGUACCGUAAGAUUUGCCAAGAGGCGCCUGAGCUUGCAGUUUUCCCCACAGUGGUUUUUCGCCUUCAUGUUUUCAAAGACCUUUGGACUUUAUCGCAUGAUUGGGCUGAGCUAGCUGCACAUCCAGUCCGAUCCUUGGUGCAAUCUUUUCCUGUGUUGAAGCUGUGCCGUGUUCCUGACUGUGACUCUACGUGCGGUGCCUAUCAUCCAUCGAUUGAAGAGACAGGAGUUGAAUCAGGACUCAUCGAUGUUUGGGCUUUUCGAUGGAUGAAAACAGAUGGGUCUAAAGCCACUCCAGUCACUGCAGAUGUUCUGUCGGUUUAUUUCCGUGUGCCAGAGUCCUCUUUUGCGUGCCUUCACAGUGCUUCAGGGACAGACGGGGUUUUCUUCGAGCCACGAUGCCAAGACUCUCCUGGUGCAGACCCAGCGUUUUCAGUUGUGUGGAUUCCACAAGCUACCAUGCAGGACAUCAUGCACAAGGUCAAAACACAUGACCUCUGCCUUGCAGCAUGCCGCAUAGGAACCAAGUAUGGAGUCCGAUGCCAAACUAAACAUCACGAAGAAGUGCAUAAUGACUUGCGGCCACAAGUCCCUUUUGUCCAUUGUGCAAUUAAGGAGGUGUAUAGACUUGAGCCAUUGCCAGUAGGAACUCAGCGUCAGUCAUUGUCGGACACCCUGCAGUCCGUCAAUUGGAAGGCCAAGCCCCUGCAGCCAUGCAAAGGCCCCCAAGGCAAAGCAUGGACGGUCGGGGCAGAAACCCCUCCGCCCAGCCAGUUCAUCCAAGCCAAACAUGGAUGGAUUAGCAUUGCAAAGGUUAAGGAUCAGGUGCAAUCAAAUCCAGCCCAACAUCUGAUUGCCACUGCCAAGACAAAGCAGCACAUUGGCUCUGUUCGCCCUGCUCCAUCCACAGCACAGCCAGUCGACCCUUGGACUUCCGGUCGUGACCCUUGGGGAGGUUACCAAGCCGUCUCCGUUAAAGCACCAGCACCACCAUCGCAGCAUGUCCAGCAAAAAUUUGAGGAUGUGGAACAGCGUUUGCAGGACCACAUCAAGACCACCAUUGCUCAGGGACUGCAAGACAAUGACACAAGCUGUCGAGUCCAACAUGUGGAGCAGCAAAUCCAGUCCAUCAUCGAACACCAGACCAGACUUGAGCACUGGGUGUCAGAAGGGGGUAGUAAGGUCACGGUUUUGCAGCAAGAUUGCCACCAACUGCAGCAGGCAGUAGAGCAAUGCCACAAUCGCAUCGGCGAGCAAGGGAGUGUCAUCACACAAGCCACCGUUCCUGGGCCAACUUCCUUCGAAGAGCCAUCCUGGACUUUGCCUGGAAAACCUGCAUUCGUCAUUGGUACCGGAAAUCCUUCCGGCAUCAAUAACAAGCUGCACACCUUGGAGAGUUUCCCUUUGGGUUGGUUCCAUUUGUCGGAGACACAUGCUUCACGUUCCCAACAAAGCAUGGUGCAAAGUCAUCUUCGUGCGGUUUCAGCACGUCAGAAUCGCAACAUCCGAUGUUGUGUGGGCGCCCCAGCUCCAUUACGACCAGGAUCACAACAUGCAGGGUCGUGGACGGGAGUCCUCAACUUUGGAGAUUGCCAUCUUCGCCAGGUGCCAUCCUUUUGGCCUGCCGGAGAGUACCAUAGUGGCAGGGUAAUGCUCACAGUGGCUCAUAUUGGCAAUUUGCAGAUCACAUCUGCUACAGUGUACUGCCCAGCCAAAGGUCCAUCUUUUGCACAGGCCACCGAAUUGGCAGAAUCUUUGUUAGAGCCAGUCACAGAGGCUUUAGUUUUCGGGCGUGCUGGGGCCAGGAUCAUCUGUGGCGACUUCAAUGCCCCUGCAGGCAGUCUGCGUCAGAUGCAGCUUUGGAAAGCACAAGGAUGGGUGAAACUUCAGGACUUGAUGCAUGGUCUUCACUCCAUCACUCCAAGGCCAACUUGUAAAGGAGCCACAGCGCCUGACCAAAUAUGGUGUUCCCCCGAAAUCAUUCCAUGGAUUUCCAAUGUAGGGCUGUGGCAACUGUACCCUGACCAUGAUGUUUUGCUUGCGGGCCUGCGUUUGCCAUCUUUGCCUCGGGUUUCCAUGCAAUGGCAUCUGCCUGGUCAUAUCCCUUGGAAUCAUGUUUCUAUGGAACAAUGGACUUCGAAUCAAACUGCUGGCUCUGUGUUCCCUGUCAGUGUGUGGCCUGCGGGCGGCCUACAUCUGUCUGAGCCUUCUGAUUCUGUUGACUUGCGUUCCUUGGACUCCACCAGUGCCUUUCAGGCAUGGAGUAGUCGUUUUGAAAUGGCCACAUCAGUUUGCAUGAUCCAUCCAACAGCACAAGCUGAUCACAGUUUUUAUGGCCGAGGUAGGAUGACACGCCCAAAAAUGAGAAAGUGCAAUCAUGCUGUUCCGAAGCAUAGUCGGCCAGGUGAAACCCAGCAGGUGUGUGGAUUUUUGAACCGUGCGGUUGGUCGGUGGUUCAAACAGCUGAGAAGGAUGCAAUCUUACAUGCAUGCUGUGAAGUCGGCCAAUGUUGAAUCAAAUUUCAGGUCACGUGCAGCCCUUUGGAAUAGCAUUCUUCAUGCGGCGGGUUUUGAGAAAGGUUUCGAGUCAUGGUGGUCAUCAAGACCGGUGCAACUGCAGGGGACCCCUGGGGCCAUUCCCAAGUACCCACCAGAUGUGGUCAUCGCAGGGCUUUUGUAUGAUGACUUUCAUCACAAUUACAGACGUUUUGAAAGUUGGCAACUGCAAAAGCGCCGCUUGAGCUGCCAAUCGAAAAUGAUGGCAUCAACCAAAGGCCUGUUCGCUGUGGUUCGAAAACCAGCCAAAGACACUUUGGAUUGCCUGGAAGACAAGUUUUCUCAAGCCAUUUCUUUGGUCGACCCACAGGCAGGCAUUGUACAAGUGCCAGAGCCCUUUCCCGAUGAAAAUGUGACGUACUGGACUUUGCAAGAUCAGCCUGUUGUGGUUCGGCCUCAUCCAGAUGGGUAUCAUGUGGAAUCUGAUUACCUUUUGGCUGAAAAUCAGAUACUUACAUGCCAUGUUGCAGUCCACGACACUGCUACCAUCCAUAAUCGGCUGAUUGAUUUGUGGUCCCCUAGAUGGAAUAAACAUAGGGAGGUACCAACCAGCCAUUGGCAGCAAAUUGUGGACUUUGCACGCGAGCACAUGCAGUUUGAAGCCUUUGAUUUGCCGCCUAUCACUACCCAAGACUUCCGGCGUGCCAUCAGUGCUUUCAAAACCAAUGCUGCUACAGGCCCUUGUGGAUGGGCUUUGCAAGAUUUGCGGCACAUGAAUGAUGGACAGGUAGCUGCGGUUGUCGACUUCUAUGCAGCCAUUGAAUCAGGGGCACCAUGGCCAGCUCAGUGGUGCAUUGGUCUUAUCCACUGCCUGCAAAAGCGUGUCACCAGCAGCACAGUUGAUGGAUUUCGACCCAUAACAGUGACUAGUCUGUUCUACCGUGUUUUUGCGGGCAUUAGGUCGGGCCAGAUCCUUGCACAACUUUCCACUCGUGCGGCCAAGUUCCAGUGUGGUUUUGUCAAAGGCCGUCAAUCUGCAGAUGUGUGGUACUUUGUCGGUGUCUGUCUUGAACUUGCUUUGCAGCAAUCCACACCUUUGUUUGGCGCCGUGGCUGACAUUGUGAAAGCAUACAACGCACUUCCCAGGUGCCCUGCUUUUGAAUUUUUGCGUCUUUUAGGUGUGCCACCAUGGUUUCUUGGAGUUUGGUCGGAUCAUCUCAGUCACUUUACUCGGUAUUUCGUUGUCAAUGGUGAAACCAGCCCGGCUGUUCAAGCAUGUACUGGAUUUCCGGAAGGAUGCCCUCUCUCAUGUGCGGCCAUGACAGCUGUCGACACAGCAUGGCACUGGUGGCAGCAGAUUGCUUCACCUCAUCCACUUAGCCUGAGCUAUGUUGGCAAUCUGGAGUUUCUUGGUGUCUCAGCUAGCAUCAUCCACGAUGCAGUGCAAACCCUUCUUUUCUUUUGUUCACACUUGGACUUGGAUUUGGGCUUGUCAGCUCUGUAUGCUUGGUCUUCCAGUGCGUCAGGUCGAAGGGAACUUAAAAAUAUGGGGUAUAAUGUUAGUUUGGGAGCCAGGGAUCUUGGAGGUCAGGUCACAUACUGCCGGCAGUUGCGCAAUCGAGUCCUCACUGACAGAAUCGCUAGCAUCAAGCCAUUUUUUGGGAAGUUACGUAAUGCAAAGCUUCCAGUUCAGGCGAAGCUUCUCAAUCUGCGACAGGUGCUGUGGCCAAGAGCACUUCAUGGAUGUGAGGCAGUGAUUGUUGGGAUCAACCAUGUCAAUUCGAUGCGUUCUGGGGCCAUGCAAGCUGUCAACUGGAACAGAGGAGGGGCCUCACCAUGGGUGCGGUUUGGGCUUCUCCACACCAGUUCUGACCCUGCAUGGUUCCAACUCUGGAGAGUGGUGCAGACCUUUCGUAGACAAUACAAGGGUAACCCGGUGAUAGCUGACUUUUGGAAAAUUUUCUGUGAGACUCAGCACAGUGUCUCAUAUGGACCUUUUGGCAAACUGUUGGACACCUUGCAACAAGUAGGAUUGCACAUAGAUGAAUCUGCUUGCAUUUGGUUUUCUCAGCGAGGUAAACUGGAUUUGACGACAUGCUCUGACGAGCAGUUGGAGCAAAUUCUUUCUUUUUGCUUUCGCCGAGCCGUGACCAGACAGGUACAACAGCGAGAAGGCUUCAAAGACUUAACUGGCUUUGAUUAUGCACUGACUACAGGCUGCGACAAGCACUAUCAGCCAGCACAAGUUGAACAACUGAAUGUUGUCCGUGAUGGCAGCUUUUUCACAAAUCAGUAUUGUGGAAAAUAUGACGCAGGCAAGUCCACCCUUUGCAGAAGUUGCGGAGUUCUGGACAGCCGUGAACAUAGAUACACAGCCUUACCAGAUUUGGCUCAUACAUAUGAGCAGCAGCCUUUUGGACGCACAUGGCAUCUGUUUACUGACGGCACAUGUGCCUCCCCGACAGACCGAGACUCUGCCCUGGCGGCAUGGUCAGUCGUGUGGGCUGAGCACGGUACCAUUUCUUGUGGAUACUUGCCAGGAAUCCAACAAACCAUAUCCCGAGCAGAGACCACUGCGGUUUUGAGUGCUUUGGGAUGGGUGCAGCAACGAGAAGGUGUUUUGCACAUUUGGGUCGAUUCGCAAUCAGUGCUUGAUUGUUUUCGAGACCUCCUUCGCGGAACUGGAGAAGUGUCGAACUACGAACAUUCAGACCUUUGGAGGAAGAUUGAGACUUUGCUGAAAGUCACGAGAGCAGAAAUCAUCCCACACAAAGUUGUUAGCCAUCUGCCUCUUGAAGAAUGCACCGGCCCUUUGGAGGAAUGGACAAGACAAUGGAAUGCAGCAGCCGACACACAGGCUGACCUUGCCAACAUGAUCAGACCACAGUUUUUCACUCGUGUCUGGAGCAGGUUUCAGAAGUAUCGGAAAGACUGGAAGCGACGCAUUGAGCUUCUAACUAGCUUUCAUGCUGCUGUGGCAGCUUACGAUUGUACAGGCGAGACAACUGAGUCUUAUGAAGACGAUCAAGGAUUCGAGGUUAGUUUGUUGGAGAUCUUCAUUGCCUUUCGUGUUUUCCGUGGGGGUUCUCCCCUCUGUGUUGAGGACUCUCCAGGAGUUUGUGGGCAACAGGCCCAUUACAAAUUGUCAGGGCUUUUCCCGCCCCUGGCGAAUUUAGAUUAG